Messenger RNA from Perca fluviatilis (European perch), 1399 nucleotides. RefSeq names its product C-C motif chemokine 13-like. Gene Ontology annotation, molecular function: chemokine activity; CCR chemokine receptor binding. Gene Ontology annotation, biological process: positive regulation of ERK1 and ERK2 cascade; inflammatory response; positive regulation of GTPase activity. The record is from RefSeq and is a predicted model, not a curated record. Gene Ontology annotation, cellular component: extracellular region. The transcript has 3 exons. Bases 733 to 1044 code for a protein of 103 amino acids. NCBI's taxonomy places the organism in Eukaryota, Metazoa, Chordata, Actinopteri, Perciformes, Percidae.
CGCCAGUUACAUCUUAACUGGCAUGGGAAAACUAGAGAUGACCUUAUAGCCCCUACCUGUUCAGGCAAAAGUGCUUACAUUAUGUUCAGACUGGAUGUCUCACAAGGUUAGAAUCUGCAUGUGGGAAUGAGAAACUCUUUCAGCAUUUGUGAGAGAAUUAAAGUAGAAAUAAAACAUAAAAAUACAAGGAAUUAUGCUUAAAUGUAAUUUUUGCCAUUACAUUUCACGCUUUUGAUUACAACCUAAUCACAAUACCACGAUUCCCCUUUAAAAAUGACUCUAACAGAUGAAUCGAUUAUCAAAAUAGUUGGCCAUUGAUUUAAUAUUUGACAACUAAAUGAUUCAUCUUUGCAGCUCUAGCACCAUUCAACAGACUGUGUGCCUCAUAUUAAAGUAUGUGUCUGCAGCUAAAAGUGCUUUCUUUAUGUCUGCAGCUACUGUAUAUCCGGAGAAAUCUAAAAGAGAAAGCACCAGUGGAAACCCCACAUUAUAUUCUGUGUAGAGCUCUUUGCAGAAUUGUUUUACACGUUAUUAUUACCCCGUUUUCUCUGUAGUGCAAAAAAAAAGUGAGAAAGAGAAAAGAGGAACCAUGUGCUUUCUGAGAAGAGUUAUGAAUGGAAAUCUGGAGACAUGAGCUGUAUAUAAAGGAAGCACAGAGCAGGUUUCAAACACAGAUCAAACCUUGAAGAUUGAAGGCUUUCAUCCAAACAGAAGCUCUCCUGUCUUUGAACCAUGAAGUCUCUGGUGGCGCUCGUACUUCUGAUCUGCUUCCUGCAUCACACCCUCUCUUCCGUUCCAGCCGCAUUGUCAAUGCUAGAGGAAGGAUGCUGUUCACGUUACAAUCAAACACGUAUUCCUAAACAUUGCGUGAAACACGUGGCGAUGACCCCGAGUCACUGCAAUCCAAAAGCAAUUGUAUUUACAACUCUGUGUAAGAAGUUGUGUAUUGAUCCUGAUUUGGACUGGGCGAAGAAAAUGUUGGACACAUUUAAGAAUGGAGUUGUCACUUUCAAGAAGUGUAAAAAAUGUCCGGGAAAAGUGUGAGAAUGGUGUUCCUUUGUGUGUCAUGAUCACUUGUUCUUUAUGUUCUUUAUGUACACAGGCAACUUCAGCAGAUAAGUCAUGAUUUAAUUUUAUAUCGGCUUCUGUUUACUUUGAAAACAAUCUAUGUGCAUUCAAAAAAUAAAGUCAAGUUAAGGAAAUCAGGUUUCUCAAAUGAGAUUGGUUCAACUCAGACACCAAAAUUCAACAUUUUAUGAUUUUUUUAUUGAAUGAAUUUACUGUCAGUCAGUGAUCCAAACAUAUCCAUCUGAGAGUUUGAACAACUUGAAUGUAUUCUUUAUAUUUACAGGCUUCAGUUUGUGAUGCUGUUGUUAACUGUUUUGUAUUAAGCAGAUCA